Puccinia triticina is the source of this 1881-nucleotide messenger RNA. RefSeq lists its product as uncharacterized. Gene Ontology annotation, molecular function: metal ion binding; phosphoribosylaminoimidazole carboxylase activity; ATP binding. The transcript is spliced from 3 exons. Bases 1 to 1881 code for a protein of 626 amino acids. Gene Ontology annotation, biological process: 'de novo' IMP biosynthetic process. The record is from RefSeq and is a predicted model, not a curated record. Lineage: Eukaryota; Fungi; Basidiomycota; Pucciniomycetes; Pucciniales; Pucciniaceae.
AUGUCAGAGCAAGUGAUCGGGGUUCUAGGCGGUGGACAGCUGGGUAGGAUGAUGGUCCAGGCAGCCGUCCGACUCGGGAUUCCGAUAAUAACUCUGGAUAAGGAGCAUUCGCCCGCCUCACAAGUCUCGAACCCAAGGUCAAUCGAUAGCCAACAUCCAGCGGAUCUGAACCACCAGGUCGGAAGCUUCAAUUCGAUGGAGGAUAUCGAGAGACUGAGCAAGUUGGUCGACAUCCUGACGAUCGAGAUCGAGCAUGUCAACGUAUCCAUCCUCAAGAGCCUCUUGAAGAAUCAGCAGCCGGGUCGCUCCAAGACCAAUCCGAUCAAGAUCUAUCCUCAUCCAGAAGUGAUCGAGAUCAUUCAAGAUAAAUUUAAACAGAAACACUUUUUGAAUCAAGCUGGCAUCCCCGUCUCCGAUUUUGAAGAAAUACCACAAUGUCCCUCGGCCUCCGACAUCGAGGAGCAAGUUCGGCAAGCCGCCGCCAAAUUGUCCUUUCCAUUCAUGUUAAAAAGUCGAUUGUUAGCCUAUGAUGGCCGGGGGAAUUUCCUCGUCAAGAAGGCCGAAGAUAUACCCCGGGCGAUCCGGGCAUUAACUCCAGCCUCCUUCGACUCAAAAGCCGAUCUAUCUGAGUUAAAGCUCUAUGCCGAAAGCUUCGUCCCCUUCACCUGUGAGAUUGCUGUCAUGGUCGUCAAAGGAAUUCCUUCACCUGGUUCUUCGGACUCAAACAUUCGCGUCUACCCGCCCGUCCAAACAAUUCAUCAGGACAAUAUCUGUCACAUCGUCCAUAGUCCCUUGCGCAUCGGCGGUCCAUCGGCCUCAACAUCUGCUAUAACGGUGGCUCAACGAUCUAUCACCGCCUUAGGCUCUGGCGCAGUCGGUGUCUUUGCAGUUGAAAUGUUCCUUUUGCCCGAUAACACCGUCCUGGUUAAUGAGAUAGCACCUCGACCUCACAAUUCCUACCACCAUACGAUCUCCUCAACGGCUGUAUCCCAAUUCACUGCGCAUAUCCUAGCAAUCACGUCCAAGCCUUUACCACCGAGGGAAUCGUUCGAACUGGCCGUACCCUCUGCGGCCAUGGUCAAUGUGUUGGGUCAUGAGAGUGGAGAGAAAGGCGAGAAACAAGUGAAGAGAUGUCUCGAAUUGGUGGGCGGCCUUAAAGGUGUCAGCGUUGAAUCGUAUGGAAAAUUCGGCUGUCAGCGGGGCAGAAAGAUGGCACAUAUCAAUGUCAUUGGCGAAAGUGAUGCAGAUGUCCGAGAGAUCGUGUCUAAGGUGGUCCGAUGUUUACCCAGCAACCAAACAGAUGAACUAGAUGUGGAAAGCCUAAUAAAGAGCCCACCAACGACGGAACGACCGGUUGGAUUUUCGGACCCGACCCCGCUAGUCUCGAUCAUCAUGGGAUCCGAUUCCGACCUUCCAACAAUGAUCGAAGCUUCCCGAAUUCUCUCGCAUCCGCUCUUCCAAAUACCUCACGAGCUGACGAUAGUUUCGGCGCACCGGACGCCGGAGAGGAUGGUAGACUUUUCCCGGUCUGCAGUCAGUCGCGGGGUCAAGGUGAUCAUUGCGGGAGCUGGCGGGGCGGCCCAUCUGCCCGGGAUGGUGAGCGCCUUAACGCCCUUGCCGGUGAUUGGCGUGCCCGUGAAGGGGAAGAUUCUCGACGGGGUUGACUCCUUGCAUUCGAUCGUCCAGAUGCCCCGAGGCAUCCCCGUCGCCACCGUCGCCAUCGGUAACUCCACCAACGCUGCCCUCCUCGCCAUCCGCAUCCUUUCCACCGGAAUGCCCAGAUUGGUCGAAGCGAUGAGCGCGUACAUGGCUCAAAUGGAAUCGGAAGUCUUGGCCAAAGUCGACAAACUCCGCCAAGUAGGCUGGGAGUCCUACUCUUGA